This is a messenger RNA of Brachypodium distachyon (stiff brome), 2182 nucleotides long. RefSeq names its product E3 ubiquitin-protein ligase ATL4. The record is from RefSeq and is a predicted model, not a curated record. The transcript has a single exon. Lineage: Eukaryota; Viridiplantae; Streptophyta; Magnoliopsida; Poales; Poaceae. The coding region runs from base 417 to 1505 and encodes 362 amino acids.
CGCACCAUUCCUUCCCUGCAAAUGACUCCAACAAGUUCCUUUUUCACGCCUUUGGGCCUACAAAUCACAUUUUUGGAAUUUCAUGUUCUACCACCGGAGUAUAAUACUGGCAGCACUGCUAGUGGAGUAUUUCAGUGAUUAAAGAAGGGUUUUAAUUAGAAGGAGGAAGAAUCCAACACCAAACGCGAAUGGCCACACUAUGAUUGUAGUCUUGCACAAUCUCCCGGCACAACUAUAAAUGAUAAGCAGCCAUGGACGCGCCAUCACCAUGGGCCUCCCCUCCCCUCGGAUGCUGCCAAAACCACACUUAUAAGCCACGGACAACACGCCGCCUUCCUUCCUCCCUUCCUUCCUUCUCGGCCCCUCACCACCACCACCGAGAGGAGAGCAGAGAGCAGAGAGAGAUCGAUUGAUUGAUGUCUUCGGUUCCGCCGCCGCCGGUGCCGGAGCGGAGGGUGCCAAUGGUGCCGCGGCUGGCGGUCGAUGAGGGAGGCGGGGGCGGCGGGAGCGGGAGCGUAGCCGGGAUAUCGCCGAGCAUCCUCAUCAUCGCCAUCAUCGUGGUGGUGAUGCUCCUGGCCUCCAUCUCCAUCCACUAUUUCAUCCGCAGCCUCUGCCGCCGCCACUCCUCGGGACCCGGCUCGUCGUCCUCCUCCUCCGCUCCGCCGCUUCCGGUCGUGGUGGCCCGCGCGGCGCCGGCGGGGGAACAGCAGCACGGGAAGGACUCGGCGGCGGCGGCGGCCGCGGAGAGGGAGCGGCUCAUCGCGCGGCUGCCGCUGUUCACGCUGGCGUCGUCGCUGCUCGCUGCGGCGCUGCCCCGGUCGACGAGGGACUGCGCCGUGUGCCAGAGCGCGUUCGGCGCCGACGACGAGCUGCGGCUCCUGCCGGCCUGCCGCCACGCCUUCCAUUCCCGCUGUGUGGACCCGUGGCUCCGCGGGGCGAACCCGUCGUGCCCGCUCUGCCGCGCCUCCAUCGCGCUCCCGCACCCGCCGCUCCACGACCUCCUCCUCCGCGUCGAGCUCGGCAGCGUCAGCAGCCGCCGCUCCACCUCCUCUUCCUCCGCCGCCGACGCCGCCCGUGCGUACCCGCUCCCCAACUCCACCUCGGAGUACCUCGUCCAGGAGGAGGUCGUCCUCAAGCCGCCACCCAGCGCCGCCCCCAACCCGCCGCAUCCACCCCCGCCCCCCACAGCAAGAAUUACCGGCGAGCCGAGUCAGCAGCAGCAGCUUGCACCAACGGCGUCGUUGUCGUCGUCGAUAACGCCGACCGCGUCGUUCAGGUCGGUGGGGCGGUCGAGCAGCAGGUGGAGCAACCGGUGGAGCAGCCGCUGGAGCAGCGGGCGGUGGAGCAGCCGGUACGACGCCGGGAGCGUGACGGCGGCCGCCACGGCCGAGUGGUGGUGGGACAUGGACGGCGGCGCCGCACCGGGCGCGUCGUCGCGGCGGCGAGAGGCCGAGGACAGUAGCGCGUUCUACGGCUUCGUCCGGUGGCUCACCGGCGCAUACUAGCUAGCUAGUAGCUUCACGCGCUCCAUGCUUAUCUGGAGAAAGCUUCCGAUGCCGGACCGGCGACGCGCGGCGUAAUUCCCGAGAUGCCACUCUCCAGUCUCCUCCUCUCCCUGAAACUGAACUCAAAAUUCUGAUGCUGCUGCUGUUGCCGCUCUGCUCGCCUCUGCUUUUUGGGCAUCCGCGACCGUCUGUGAACAGAUUCUCUCUCUUUCUCUCCUGAUGUGGAUUUUUCUGGGGGGAAUGGCGUACGGAUUCCAAAACUGGUUCCGAAUUGGAGAAUGUCGGCGGGAAGACUGAGGAAUUUCGGGGAUUCUGAACAAAAAAAUUCACAUUUCCCAACGCUUGUCAAUUAUGAAUAGUACAGCUACUGCUCCUACUAGUGCUAUACUACUACUGCAUUUUGGUUUGAGUUGUGGUGUUACAUUUGUUGUCAAUUUGUAAUUUCAUUAAAUUUGUUGCAAUGGCAGUGCUGAAUUUUGUGAGUGUGUGUAUCUUUCCUUGCUCUCCUGCGUGAGGGGGGCUGUGACUCUGCCUCAUGUUGCAAUGUACAUUGUAGACUUGUACAGUGGGAUACUACAGAGCACAGACUAGAGGACAGUGGUGUGCUUUGAGGCAGGACAAGCAAAGCAUUUGUUGUGAGCAGCUACAAUGCACAUGGGGUGUUUCUAGGAUAUGGA